AUGGAAAUUCAUGGGGCUAACGAUGGUUGUGAUUUGUCUUCUUUAAAAGUAGAUAAUUUCGAUCCGAAUGAAUGUAAUGAAGAAUUCACAACACAAAAUAAUGGAAACGCAGGAGAUUUAACAAAAAGAUACAAAUGCCUUCAGUGUCCUUACCUUAGCAAUAGUAGAACUCAAUUUCUUUAUCACAAACAAUUUCACAGACCGCGUGACGCUUCCUUUAAAUGCAUGUAUUGUUCUUAUAAUGUGUCACGUCGACAUUUACUUCAUCAGCAUCUUCGCGUGCAUCACAUGCAGAAAGAAGUUUCAAAAUCUUCUUCAAAAUCACAAAAUCACUCCGAAUUCGAAUCAUCACUUUUGUCAAUGAACGACAUAAACACGAUUAACAUGCCUGAAAUACCUUUGGUUUGGGUAUUGAAAGGAGGAAAUUUUCAAAAAAUGUUUAAAUGCAGAUGGUGUCCUCACGUCAAUAUGAGAAAGAUAAAUAUUCAAGAGCACGAAAAAAUGCAUCAAAAUAAUAAUAAUAAUAAUAAUAAUAAUAAUAAUGAUAGCGAUAAAAAUAUAUCCGAUGGGAACAAUUCGUCGUUAUUAAAACUUCACUGUCUCGAAUGUAAUUAUACUUGUAACAACGCUGGAGUGUUGGCGUCUCACGUUAAAGUACAUCAAGGAUUUUAUGGAGAAAUCCGUAGUUUGGUAGAUCCAACGAGGUCGGAAGCAGAUCAAAUCCGAGAACUUCAAAGUACCCUGAGAAUUAUGGAACCAGAAGUUGUGAUCAAGGAAGAAAAUAAAAAUUCACUCAAAGAACGUAAAGAAUUUAAAAAGGAAAAUAUUUGUAAUGAGUCUCUAUCGUCUCAACCGGAAAAUGCGUAUUGCAAUAGUUCAAAUGUAAAUAAUAUUUCUCUGGAAGAAGUAGACGAAACGAAAAAGAUGUUAAAAUUUUGCAAUAAAUGUCCCGCGAGAUUUUUUUUCAAAAAGGAAUUACAAAUACAUUCGAAAUUUCACGCCAUUCGCUUGCCUUUUAUGUGUUCUUACUGUUCGUAUACAGCCAGGCAACGACCUCAUUUAUUGGCUCAUUUAAAAGUUCACUCAGACGAAUACCAAAGAAGAACGACAACACUUGUCGGUACUUAUUCGGUGUCAAGCAGUCAUCCUCAACCGAAAGUAGCUCUCUUGGCAAAAGAUGAUUCCGAUGAGAAUAAAGGAAUUGUUUGGAUCGUAUUGUCGAGUGUGCCGGCGGGAAAUCCUUCUCGAAUAAAAACUAAAGAAAAUACAAAACCCCUGCCGAAACUUUGUUGCGAUCUUUGUCCCGGAAAAUUUUUCAAAUCCGUUGCUCUUCAAUACCAUAAAACUCUUCACGGGAGUUCUAACCGUCAUAAAUGUAAAUAUUGCGAUUACGCUGUUAAAACAUAUGGAAAUUUAAUGAAGCAUCAAUUCGUACACGAAAAACAUUUAAAAACGGACGAUUCGACUGCAAAAAAAAGGGAAGAUCAAAGGGAAGAAAGAAAAUAUGAAAAUUUAGAAGACAUGAACAAAAAAUCGAUUGAUGCAUCGGGAGGAGAAGCACAUUUGGAAACAUUAUUCAACGGUUCACCCGAAUUCAUAUAUCCGACAUAUAUAAAAAAUGGAAAACUAAAAGAAAAAAAAUACAAAUGUCAUAAAUGUCCUUCGGCAUUCGAAAAAAGGGAUCAAUAUCGUGUGCAUUUAUCACUUCACGGAUCCAAACAAAAAUUCAAAUGCGAAAAAUGUGAUUAUUCCGUCAAGUAUUACACAAAUUACAUUCAGCACAUGAAAAAGCAUGAAAAUCACGACAGAGCACUCAAGGCUAAAAACUCAGAAUCCGAAAAAAAAAUUUACGACGAAGAAACCCUUAUAUUUCUGGAGAAUCGUUUUAAAAUUUUUCAAGGGAAAAUAUUGAAUAAAAUGGGAGAUAAAAAAUAUUAUAAUUGUCCCCAUUGUCCAUACGCGACAAAUCAAAGGCACAUAAUCGAAAGUCACGUGAGAAAACAUUAUUGCGUGUCGAAAAUCAAAUCGGGAUACGGUUGUCAGCACUGCGAUUUUUACACGUCACAAGAACACUGCAUGCGAGAACACAAAAAAUUACAUUUUGGAAAUUCGAUAAAGUUUAAAGCGGAAGCAUACAUAAAAUGCGAAAAAAUGGAAUUGUGGUGUUGCGAAGAAAAUGGGGAUUGGACGAAUCAAAAUUACAGGAAUCCUCCCAACGUUUUGACGAUAGAAAAUAUAUUGUACGUAAAUUUAAAAACGGGAGAAUUCGCGAAAGAAAAUUCAAAAGAAUCAUCAUCAUCAUCGUUAUUAUUAAUGACGGAGAGUUUUAGUGAAAAAAACGGAGACGAUGUAAAAACGGGAUAUGAUAAAGUGGUGAAUGGGAAAAAAAGUCCAUUGGUUCUAUCAUUGAAAACGAACAAUAAUAAAUUAGAUGGAGAAACGACGACGGUUUUAAAUAAUACGGAUAGAAAUGAACAUAACGUUAAAGUGAAAGGAAACAAUUUCAAAACGACGAAAAAGUUAAAAUCGAAAAUAAUGAAGAGAUGGAGAGGGAAAAAUUGGAAAUGUAAAAAAUGUCCUCACGCAUUUGGAAAAAAAGAUCAGUAUUUAAGGCACGCGGCUUUACACGGAUCGAAUCAAAAGCACAAUUGCGACAUUUGCGAUUAUUCCGUUAAAUUUUACACAAAUUACGUUCAACACAUGAGAAUGCACCAAACAAACGAACCGGACAAAAUUAUUUUCGUUAAAAAAAACUGUUCGAACGCGGAUGAAAAAUCACACGAAGAUGUGCACAUCACGCCGCGCCAAAACUAUUCGACACAAACGACAACGCAAAAUUCAAAGGAAAAAACAUCAAUGGAAAAAAACAAUUCAGAAACCGACGUAAACAAAUCAUCGAUUGAUGACGUCAGUGAAACGUCAGUGGUAAAUUGCAGGAAUUAA
This is a messenger RNA of Pediculus humanus corporis (human body louse), 2943 nucleotides long. RefSeq lists its product as uncharacterized. Gene Ontology annotation, biological process: regulation of gene expression. Bases 1 to 2943 code for a protein of 980 amino acids. Gene Ontology annotation, cellular component: nucleus. Lineage: Eukaryota; Metazoa; Arthropoda; Insecta; Psocodea; Pediculidae. The record is from RefSeq and is a predicted model, not a curated record. The transcript is spliced from 3 exons.